CUUCUGUUGGGCGUUUCUGCGGAGAGGCGGGAGGCGCUGAGAGUCUGCGCGGAGGUCCGUGCACAGACUGCUUUGCCUGUUGUUGCUCUUCGGAGGCGGCGAUCCCCGAAGGCGAGCUGAAAUACGGCUGCAGGCUACAAUUUGCAGCCGACGAUUAAGGAAGACGACGAGCGGGAGAGGUGGCCCACCCUCAUGGAGCGCUUGUGCUCGGAUGGCUUCGCAUUUCCCCAUUACUACAUUAAACCGUAUCAUCUGAAGAGGAUCCACAGAGCUGUCUUACGUGGUAAUCUGGAGAAACUGAAGUACCUUCUGCUCACGUAUUAUGACGCCAAUAAGAGAGACAGGAAGGAAAGGACUGCCCUACAUUUGGCCUGUGCCACUGGCCAACCGGAAAUGGUACAUCUCCUGGUGUCCAGAAGAUGUGAGCUUAACCUCUGCGACCGUGAAGACAGGACACCUCUGAUCAAGGCUGUACAACUGAGGCAGGAGGCUUGUGCAACUCUUCUGCUGCAAAAUGGCGCCGAUCCAAAUAUUACGGAUGUCUUUGGAAGGACUGCUCUGCACUACGCUGUGUAUAAUGAAGAUACAUCCAUGAUAGAAAAACUUCUUUCACAUGGUACAAAUAUUGAAGAAUGCAGCAAGAAUGAAUAUCAGCCACUGUUACUUGCUGUGAGUCGAAGAAAAGUGAAAAUGGUGGAAUUUUUAUUAAAGAAAAAAGCAAAUGUAAAUGCCAUUGAUUAUCUUGGCAGAUCAGCCCUCAUACUUGCUGUUACUCUUGGAGAAAAAGAUAUAGUCAUUCUUCUUCUGCAGCACAAUAUUGAUGUGUUUUCUCGAGAUGUGUAUGGAAAGCUUGCAGAAGAUUAUGCCAGUGAGGCUGAGAAUAGAGUCAUUUUUGAUCUAAUUUAUGAAUACAAAAGAAAGAGAUAUGAAGAUCUUCCUAUAAAUAGCAAUCCAGUGUCUCCUCAGAAACAACGAGCUGAGAAGGCUACAAGUGACGACAAAGAUUCUGUUUCAAAUAUAGCCACAGAAAUAAAGGAGGGACCUAUAUCUGGGACAGUGUCUUCUCAGAAACAACCAGCUGAGAAGGCUACAAGUGACGAGAAAGAUUCUGUUUCAAAUAUAGCCACAGAAAUAAAGGAGGGACAACAAUCUGGGACAGUGUCUCCUCAGAAACAAUCGGCCCAGAAGGUUAUAUUUAAAAAGAAAGUUUCUCUUUUGAAUAUUGCCACAAGAAUAAUGGGCGGUGGGAAAUCUGGAACAGUGUCUUCUCAGAAACAACCAGCCUCAAAGACUGCAAGUGACAAGACAGAUUCUGCUUUGAAUACAGCUACAGAAAUAAAGGAUGGACUACAAUGUGGGACAGUGUCUUCUCAGAAACAACAAGCCUUGAAGGCUACAACUGACGAGGAAGGUUCUGUUUCUAAUAUAGCCACAGAAAUAAAGGAUGGAGAAAAAUCUGGGACAGUGUCUUCUCAGAAAAAACCAGCCUUGAAGGCCACAAGUGAUGAGAAAGAUUCUUUUUCGAAUAUAACCAGAGAAAAAAAGGAUGGAGAAAUAUCUAGGACAGUGUCUUCUCAGAAACCACCAGCCUUGAAGGCUACAAGUGUCAAGGAAGAUUCUGUUUUGAAUAUAGCCAGAGAAAAAAAGGAUGGAGAAAAAUCUAGGACAGUGUCUUUUGAGCAACCACCAGGCUUGAAGGCUACAAGAGACGAGAAAGAUUCUCUUUUGAAUAUAGCCAGAGGAAAAAAAGAUGGAGAAAAAACUAGGAGAGUGUCUUCUCAUAAACAACCAUCCUUGAAGGCUACAAGUGACAAGGAAGAUUCUGUUCCGAAUAUGGCCACAGAAACAAAGGAUGAACAAAUAUCUGGGACAGUGUCUUGUCAGAAACAACCAGCCUUGAAGGCUACAAGUGACAAGAAAGAUUCUGUUUCGAAUAUACCCACAGAAAUAAAGGAUGGACAACAAUCUGGAACAGUGUCUUCUCAGAAACAACCGGCCUGGAAGGCUACAAGUGUCAAGAAAGAUUCUGUUUCGAAUAUAGCCACAGAAAUAAAGGAUGGACAAAUACGUGGGACAGUGUCUUCUCAGAGACGACCAGCCUUGAAGACUACAGGUGAUGAGAAAGAUUCUGUUUCGAAUAUAGCCAGAGAAAUAAAGGAUGGAGAAAAAUCUGGGACAGUGUCUCCUCAGAAACAAUCGGCCCAGAAGGUUAUAUUUAAAAAGAAAGUUUCUCUUUUGAAUAUUGCCACAAGAAUAACGGGCGGUGGGAAAUCUGGAACAGAGUAUCCUGAGAAUCUGCGCACCUUGAAGGCUACAAUUGAAAAUAAAGAUUCUGUUCUGAAUACAGCCACCAAAAUGAAGGAGGUACAAACAUCCACACCAGCAGAACAAGACUUAGAAAUGGCAUCAGAGGGAGAGCAAAAGAGGCUUGAAGAAUAUGAAAAUAACCAGCCACAGGUGAAAAACCAAAUACAUUCUAGGGAUGACCUUGAUGACAUAAUUCAGUCAUCUCAAACAGUCUCAGAGGACGGUGACUCGCUUUGCUGUAAUUGUAAGAAUGUCAUAUUACUCAUUGAUCAACAUGAAAUGAAGUGUAAAGAUUGUGUUCACCUAUUGAAAAUUAAAAAUACAUUUUGUUUAUGGAAAAGAUUAAUAAAACUUAAAGAUAACCACUGUGAGCAACUUAGAGUAAAAAUUCGAAAACUGAAAAAUAAGGCUAGUGUACUACAAAAGAGAAUAUCUGAAAAAGAAGAAAUAAAAUCGCAGUUAAAGCAUGAAAUACUUGAAUUGGAAAAAGAACUCUGUAGUUUGAGAUUUGCCAUACAGCAAGAAAAAAAGAAAAGAAGAAAUGUUGAAGAGUUGCACCAAAAAGUUAGGGAAAAGUUAAGAAUAACAGAAGAGCAAUAUAGGAUAGAAGCUGAUGUGACAAAACCAAUUAAACCGGCUCUCAAAUCAGCAGAGGUGGAAUUGAAGACAGGAGGAAAUAAUUCAAAUCAGGUUUCUGAAACUGAUGAAAAAGAAGACCUGCUGCAUGAAAACCGCUUGAUGCAAGAUGAAAUUGCCAGGCUCAGGCUGGAAAAAGACACAAUAAAAAACCAAAACCUGGAAAAGAAAUACUUAAAAGACUUUGAAAUUGUGAAAAGAAAGCAUGAAGACCUUCAAAAGGCUCUAAAACGGAAUGGGGAAACAUUAGCAAAAACGAUAGCCUGUUAUAGUGGACAGCUUGCUGCUCUGACAGAUGAAAACACAACGCUCCGUUCCAAACUGGAGAAGCAAAGAGAGAGCAGGCAAAGACUGGAAACAGAAAUGCAAUCAUACCGUUGUAGACUGAAUGCUGCUCGAUGUGAUCAUGAUCAAAGUCACUCAUCAAAAAGAGACCAAGAGCUUGCUUUCCAGGGCACAGUAGAUAAAUGUCGUCACUUACAGGAAAAUUUGAAUUCUCAUGUUCUGAUUCUUUCUCUGCAACUUUCUAAAGCUGAGAGUAAGUCCAGAGUCCUCAAAACUGAGCUCCAUUACACAGGAGAGGCUCUGAAAGAAAAGGCUUUGGUUUUUGAACACGUGCAAAGUGAGCUAAAGCAAAAACAGAGUCAAAUGAAGGACAUUGAAAAAAUGUACAAAAGUGGAUACAAUACAAUGGAAAAAUGCAUAGAAAAACAGGAAAGAUUUUGUCAACUAAAAAAACAAAAUAUGUUGCUUCAACAGCAACUGGAUGAUGCUCGCAACAAAGCUGACAAUCAAGAAAAAGCAAUACUUAAUAUUCAAGCCAGAUGUGAUGCUAGAGUACAAAACCUUCAAGCUGAGUGCAGAAAGCACCGUCUUUUACUAGAAGAAGACAAUAAAAUGUUGGUCAAUGAACUGAAUCAUUCGAAAGAAAAAGAAUGCCAAUAUGAAAAAGAGAAAGCAGAAAGAGAAGUAGCUGUGAGACAGCUUCAACAAAAACGAGAUGAUGUCUUAAACAAAGGAUCAGCAACAAAAGCUCUGCUGGAUGCUUCAUCGCGUCACUGCACCUAUUUAGAAAAUGGGAUGCAGGAUUCAAGGAAGAAAUUAGACCAGAUGAGAAGUCAAUUUCAAGAAAUACAGGAUCAACUUACAGCUACUAUAAGAUGUACUAAGGAGAUGGAAGGCGACACACAAAAGCUUGAAGUAGAACAUGUGAUGAUGAGAAAAAUUAUUAAAAAACAGGAUGACCAAAUUGAGCGGCUUGAGAAAAUCCUGCAGCAUUCAAGUUUGAUGCUGCAGGUGUUUGAGAGCUAGAUGAAGCAUCCAGCCAAACUAGACUACAUGGAGCUCCACAGUGAUCGUCUUCACCUCCAGCUGUUUGCAUUUACUUCUUCCCUCUAUCCUACAUGUGUUUUCCUUCCCCUUCAGAUAUCAACCUAUGAAUUGCCUCUACCAAAAAGCCUACAAUAUUGACACAAACCUGGGCUAGUAUCCCUUCUAUGUCUUCCAAUAAGUGCUGUCUUAUGCUUGUCAUUGUAUGUAUGACUCUGUAUGGGAAUUGCCUGUUUGUUUUUUCAGAUUAUAGCAUACAGUUGUUGAGGGGCGGACCGUAUCAUCUUUAUCUUGUAAUUCCAGUGCUUGUCCUAGUACCUUAGCACAUGGUUGCUGAAUACAUGAACGAAGAGUGAGAAACCAGAAGCUCUGAUACUUAACUGCCAUGAUAAUGAAUUCGGUGUGCAACUAUGGGCAAAUUAUAUUUAAUAGUAAUUGCAUAUUGUACAUAUUUUUCAUUCUUAUUAACACUGAUAAGCUUUUCAGCAUAUACUGACUUUCUCUUAGUUAACUGUGAAAUCAUUUAGAUAAAGAAUAUAAUUCUUUUUCAUUCUAACUUCUGAAUUUAAAUCUGAAUCCUCUAUAGCAGGGGUCCCCAACUCCCAGGCCACACACAGUUCCAUGACCUGUUAGGAAGCAGGCUGCACAGCAGGAGGUGAGUGGCAGGCAAGCGAGUGAAGCUUCAUCUGUAUUUCCAGCCACUCCCUGUUGCUCACAUUAUCACCUGAGCUCUGCCUCCUGUCAGAUCAGCAAAGCCAUUAGAUUCUCACAGGAGUGAAAAUCCUACUGUGAACUGCUCGUUCAAGGGAUCUAGGUCACAUGCUCCUUAUGAGACUCUAAUGCCUGAUGAUAUGUCAUUGUCUCCUAUCUCUUCACGAUGGGACCAUCUAGUUACAGAAAAACAAGCUCAGGACUCCCAUUGAUUCUCCAUUAUGAUGAGUUGUGUAAUUAUUUCAUUAUGUAUUACAAUGUAGUCAUAAUAGGAAUAAAGUGCACAAUAGAUGUAAUACGCUUGAAUCACCAUCCUGAAACCAUCCCCCAAACCCCCAUCUGUGGAAAAAUUAUCUUUCACAAAACUGCUGCCUGGUGCCAAAAAGGCUGGGGACUGCUGCUCUAUAGCUUCUGCACUAGAAUCUACUAAUGAGUAAAAUUUAAAUCAAUAACUAGUUUUAAAAGCAUAACAAGAAUAUGUGCUGUCUGGCUGCAGUGGCUCAUGCCUGUAUUCUCAGCACUUUGGGAGGCCAGUGCAGGUGGAUCACUUGAGGUCAGGAGUUCAAGACCAGCCUGGCCAAUAUGGUGAAAUCCUGUCUCUACUAAAAAUACAAAAAUUAGCUGGGUGUGGUGGUGCAUGCCUGUAGUCUCAGCUACUCGGGAGGCUGAGGUGGGAGAAUCACUUGAACCCGGGAGGCAGAGGUUUCAGUGAGCCAAGAUCGUGCCACUGCACUCCAGCCUGAGCAACAGAGUGACUCCAUCUCAAAUGCAAAACAAAACAGAAAGAAUACAUGCUGACGAAAAAAAUCUAAGACAAUAAAAUUGUAUUACUAGGCUGUUAACAUGAUAUUUUGUUUCCCGUUAAAUGUGUGACAUGCAAAAGUAUUUAUUAAAUGAAAAUAUUUUUUAUCUUUU
Messenger RNA from Homo sapiens (human), 5898 nucleotides. RefSeq names its product ankyrin repeat domain 36B (gene ANKRD36B). The transcript is spliced from 44 exons. Lineage: Eukaryota; Metazoa; Chordata; Mammalia; Primates; Hominidae. The coding region runs from base 193 to 4254 and encodes 1353 amino acids. The record is from RefSeq and is marked validated.